Messenger RNA from Acinonyx jubatus (cheetah), 1643 nucleotides. RefSeq names its product glutathione S-transferase zeta 1 (gene GSTZ1). The record is from RefSeq and is a predicted model, not a curated record. Gene Ontology annotation, cellular component: cytoplasm; mitochondrion. NCBI's taxonomy places the organism in Eukaryota, Metazoa, Chordata, Mammalia, Carnivora, Felidae. The transcript is spliced from 9 exons. The coding region runs from base 117 to 767 and encodes 216 amino acids. Gene Ontology annotation, molecular function: maleylacetoacetate isomerase activity; glutathione transferase activity. Gene Ontology annotation, biological process: L-phenylalanine catabolic process; glutathione metabolic process.
AACAGAAGUGUAAGUUCUGACGUGUCGGGGUCUCACAGGGCCACAGCCGUCGACGAGUCGGAGAGUCCCAGACGUGAAGUCUCCGGGCCUGGAAGAGGGGUGGCCCGAGGCGCGAGAUGCAAGCGGGGAAGCCCAUCCUGUACUCCUAUUUCCGGAGCUCCUGCUCAUGGAGAGUUCGAAUCGCUCUGGCCUUGAAAAGCAUUGACUAUGAGACGAUCCCCAUCAACCUCAUAAAGGAUGGAGGCCAGCAGUUCUCUGAAGAAUUCCAGGCACUGAAUCCCAUGAAGCAGGUGCCGGCCCUGAAGAUCGAUGGCAUCACCAUUGGCCAGUCACUGGCCAUCAUUGAGUACCUGGAGGAGACUCGGCCCACUCCACGACUCCUGCCUCAGGACCCGAAGAAGAGAGCCCACGUGCGCAUGAUUUCCGAUCUCAUCGCCGGCGGCAUCCAGCCCCUGCAGAACCUGUCUGUCCUGAAGCAAGUGGGACAGGAGAACCAGCUGACCUGGGCCCAGAAGGCCAUCACUUCUGGCUUUAACGCUCUGGAGCAGAUCCUGCAGAGCACAGCAGGGAGGUACUGUGUGGGAGAUGAGGUGUCCAUGGCUGAUCUCUGCUUAGUGCCUCAGGUGGCAAACGCUGAAAGGUUCAAGGUGGAUCUCACUCCCUACCCUACCAUCAGCCGCAUCAACAAGACGCUGCUGGCCUUGGAGGCUUUCCAAGUGUCUCACCCCUGUCGGCAGCCAGAUACACCCCCUGAGCUGAGGGCCUAGCCCUCAAACUGUACCCCGUGGGUGAGGGGGAAGGAAAGGGGUACAGGAGCAGAAGCUAGGUAGGCUGAACAGGCCUGGAAACAGGCAAGCCCUAGGUGGAGAAGCAGGAAAUUUGAACUCCUAGCCCUUGAACUUGAAGUCUAGCCCUGGACCUGCCUUCCCACUGAACCUCUUUGUGCUUCCAGUACCCACAGUCUGUCGAAUGUGGGUAGGGUGGGGGAGAGGAUGCUGGGAGGGAGGAAGGCAGGAACAUUACCUGUUACCUAUGUCAUGGGCAGUCAUGAAGAUGCAGGCACAGUGUAGACUAAAAUGCCUAGCAAGUUCACUGGAGAGAGGUCAGGAAGCCCGAGCGCCUCUUCCCUUCCCUGAGACUGUACCUGACUGCAAAGAAUGUCCACACUGAAAUACGGUAAUUAAACUGAAGCCCAGGCCUCUAGGUUAUAUUCAGUUAAGAUGCUUUCCAGAAAAUGAACAUUCUUCCUAGCUGGAAUCCCCCUGUGUCUGGGCCAGGAGAGGAAAUCAGCCAGCCACUUGCCCACCCUGUGGUAGGCCUGGCCCCUGGCACUUAAGAGCACUGGAGAGAAAGAAGUUCAAAAGCCUGCCUGAGAGAACCAGACCCAGAUGCAGAAGAGAACAGAUAGAAAAAGCAGAAGGGCGCCUGGGUGGCUCAGUUGGCUGAGCGUCCGACUUCAGCUUGGGUUAUCAUCUUGUGGUCUGUGCGUUCGAGCCCCGCAUCGGGCUCUGUGCUGACAGCUCAGAGCCUGGAGCCUGCUUCGGAUUCUGUGUCUCCCUCUCUGCCCCUCCCCCACUUGCUCUGUCUCUCCCUCAAAAAGAAAUAAAACAUUAAAAAAAAAUUUUUUUUUUUUUUAAGGAAAA